This is a messenger RNA of Toxotes jaculatrix (banded archerfish), 5271 nucleotides long. Its product is annotated as SH3 domain and tetratricopeptide repeat-containing protein 1. The record is from RefSeq and is a predicted model, not a curated record. Bases 152 to 4024 code for a protein of 1290 amino acids. NCBI's taxonomy places the organism in Eukaryota, Metazoa, Chordata, Actinopteri, Toxotidae. The transcript has 19 exons. Gene Ontology annotation, molecular function: protein binding.
AGAAGUUUUGUUGUCCCGCAUCGUUGCGGUUGGACUGGACGUUUUUUCAACCAGCUCGAGAUCGAGACACCGGAAACCACAGGUACCGACAAAAAGAUCUCACCUGACGGCCAAGCAGCACCGGGAGGAGGGGAGUCAGAUCCUAAUCAGAAUGGAUGUGGUAAGCCUGAAGGGAACGCUAUCAACAUGUGAGGAGAGCUUCCCAACAGCCUUGGCAGUGUCGCUGGAUAUGGUCAGGGGCCCGGAGCGACUUCCUGCAGAUGAGGAGUUAAAGGAAAUGUUACGAAGGAAACUGCGCAUUCUGCAGGUCGACAGCACCGAGGUCAACGCUCUGUUCACGGAAUUGUGCGCUCAUGUCAUCUCCAUCAACAGUGAAGACAAAGUUAUUUUUGUAAGAUUCAAAACAUUUGAGGAGCUAUGGAAGUUCACUACGUAUUACACAAUAGGUUUCCUAGGUCAGUGUAUGGAGAGUUUGUUGUUAGACCAGGAGUUCUGGCUCAGCUCUUUGGAGGAGAAAGUUGCUGUUGAGGUUUCCAUUCAGGAGGAAACGCUUCACCUUAUCUACAAAGGCAUCCUCAUGCAAGAAGGUUCAUUCUUUGCUAGCUGUAGUGCCAACCAGAUGUUUGACAGCUCCACCUCUGGGGGAGAUCUUUACCUGGAACAGGGAGACAUAGCCCAGUUUGAGCCUCCCUUCCUGGGCUCAGGUUGGACCGUCCUCUGCCUAGCAGAUGGAGCUCGGGGCACAGCUCCCAAACCUGCUCUGGAGCCCGUUAUUCCUUUUCAUCAGUUGUUUCUCAAAUCCUGCGCUGAGAGCGUUUUAGUUGGUGGUGGGAAACCUGCCUGUGACUUCCCUCUGCAGUUUGCCAGAGGAACCUGUCUGGCCAUGAUGGAGUAUGACGCCGAGGGCCCAGAUGAACUAAGCGUGGCUCCAGGUGAUCACAUCAUCAUUGUGGGACUUCUGGUGUCUUGUUUUGAUUGGUUCACAGGGAGGAAGGAAGCGACGGGAGAAGUGGGUCUGGUCAAGACGAGCCUGGUGAAACCGUUGGCCGACGUUUACGACUCAGCAGAUAUUUUACUGGAAGAGGAGGAAGGGAUGUUUUUCAGUCUGCGAGAGGACAAAGUUAUAGAGGAAACAGCUGCCUUAAUCAAGAAGAAAUCUCAAAAUGAUACUGGUCGUAACUAUAAACUCGAUAUCAUCACUUACCAAGAUUCGGAAAAGAAACCAUCAUUCAGCUCUCCGAGUAAAGCUGAUUCUCAGCAGCCUGACCUGAAAAAAAAUAUUCAGAGGAUCCUUGAUCAAGGAAAAGACUCAUCCCCUGUCACCACAAAUGGGACUCUAGAGGACUCGGUCCUGCCCUUAGAGCAGAAAGACCCAACACCUCCCUGUUUCACUGUUCACCCAGUUGUAGAAGGAAACAACAACACUGAGAACUUCAUUCCCCUCUUUUCUUUUUUGGAGGGACAAGACUGCAAAGAAGAGUUUGGCGUCCUGUAUGGACUGAGUUCUGAACUCCUCUCUUCCACUACCUUCUCCGGUCACUCUGAUGAGGAUCAACUGAUUGCCUUUCUGAGUGUCGCUAGAGAAACCGCCAGGAAGAAGCAACUCUUUUGGUCACAGACUCGUUUGUGCUUCCUGUUGGGUAAACUCUGCGCUGGGAGGUCAAAAUUCAGCCAGGCUCGGGUUUACUUUGAGGAGGCCCUCUGUGUUCCACGAGAAGGCUUUAGGGACCUCAAGCUGUUGGCCAACAUCUACUCCAACUUAGCUGCCAUAUAUCUUUUGCAGAAAAAUACGGAAAGUUUUUUUGCUGUGGCAGAGCGACUUGUUGCCUUGAUACUGGGAAUCCCUGAUUGUCUUGAAAGCUUAGAGGACAACUCUGUCCUUAAAUAUCUCCUCAAAAAAGCUGUUCUCGCUCACAACAAAAUGGCAGAGGCCCGGGCUUGUUAUCUGUUGGCAAAGCACCACUGGAUCUGUGCAGAAAGGGCUCAAGCUGCCACUUAUCUUGAGAGACUACUUAUUCUUUGUGCCAAAGCUCAAAGAACAUGGAGCGUCUCUCUCAGUCAUGGAUACCUGGCCCUGGGAAAGCUCUACAGCGAACUCUGCCUUCCCCACCUCAGUGUCAGCUCAGCGAGGAGAGUCUCUCUGCAGCCAUCUGCCAGACUGAGCGACUGUCUUAACAGCAUGGUUCUAGUUCUAGUCAAUGUCAACAAACUGUAUGGAAUCAAAGAACAGGAGGCCUCCAUCCUGCCUCAAGCGGCUCCGUUUUUACGCCAGGCCCUCUCUUUUAUCAAGGUCCAAGGAGGCGUAAGGAACCAAUGCCAUGUUUUGAGCCAUCAGCUCACUGUUUGCCUCAGCCAACUUUUUUACAAGCACAAAAUGGUUGGACAUGCCAUCCACCAAAUGCAUACUCUCAUCAACAACACUCCACCUUUACAGCAAGUCCCCAUCUCUGUGCCGGAAAGAAACAGUGCCCUCAUCUGGCUGGCAUGGCUUCACAUUGACAACAACCAGCCCAGCGUUGCUUUGGAUAUACUGGACUCGGUACUGUCUUCCAUGCCAGAACACUGCACAACCCCUCAGGAAGGCGUAGUCCUCAAUAUGCGUGGUGUGGCUCUUCGAUGUAUGGGUGAUCUCCAGAGGGCGGCAGAGAGCUACCAGGCUGCUGUUGCCAUCUGCCAAGAGUACGAGGACCUGCCAAACUGGGCUGUGGCUCAGGCUAACCUAGGGCUGCUGUGUCUGAAGGCUGGAGCUAAAGGCCUGGCACAGAGGCACCUGACUGAGGCUGUGCAGCUCUUCUCAGAGCUGGAUGAAGAAGGUCAUGAAGCGAACUUCAUCACAGUGCUGCUGGAGCUGGGACAGCACUAUCUGAAACAGCAGCAGCUGCACUAUGGGAAAGGAUGCUACGAGUGGGCUCUGUUGCUGGCUAUCAAUGCCGACCUGUUAGACUGCCAGCUCACUGCAACAAGAAACCUGUGCCAUCUGUACGGGUGUCAGAGUCCAGACCAGGCACAGUGUAUCAUCUACAGCCAGCACCAGGUCCAGCUGCUGAGACGCACAGGAGACAAAGGACAGGAGGGUGAUGCGCUGGAAGCCAUCAGCCAGCUCUAUCUCACUCUGGGUACAGAAAGGGCGUACCGGGCUGCUCUCGACUACACCAAGAGUAGUCUGGGUAUUUUCAUCGAUCUGGGCUGCAGGGAGAAGGAGGCGUAUGGCUGGCUACAGGCUGGGAAGAUCUACCACCUGCUGGGCCAGACUGAACUGGUAGACCUUUAUGUUCAGGCAGCUCAGGAUGUCGCUCUGGGCACAGGAGACACCAGGUUCAUCCUGAAGCUUCUGGAAGCCGCUGGAGACAUUUUCUUCAACAGCUGCCAGGACAGAGACAAGGCCAUCACCUUCUACAGGGACCGUGCUCUGCCCAUCGCUGUGAAGAGCAGCAGUGUUCAUACCAGGCUGAGGUUGUGUAACAAGCUGACUGAAGUGAUGCUUCGUCUCAAACUGUAUGGGGAAGCUGUUGAGUUUGCUCAGACUGCGCUGGAUAUCAGUAUCACCCAAGGUGAGCGUCUCAAUGAGCGAGUGGCCUACCACCGCCUGGCGUCUCUGUACCACUGUCUCGAGCAGUAUGAACUCGCUGAACACCACUACCUGAAGUCCCUGACCCUCUGUCCAACACCUCUCCAGUUUGAUGAGGAGACACUGUACUAUGUCAGGGUCUACCAGACACUAGGGGACAUCAUAUUCUACGACCUGAAGGACCCAUUUGACGCUGCAGGCUACUACCACUUGGCUCUUGCUGCGGCCAUGGAUCUGGGCAACAAGAGGUCUCAGCUGCAGCUGUGCACACGCCUCGCCACCAUCUACCACAACUUCCUCGUCGACCGGGACCUGUCUCUGUUCUUUUACCAGAAGGCAAGAGGAUUCGCUGCAGAGCUGAACGUGAGAAGGAUUAACAUCUCACCGGAUCAGCAUUACAGCACCACGGGAAAAUAUUCUUUCAUUAGGAAAACAAACUUUUUGCUAGACACGUGAAGAUGGGAAACUUCAGCAGAUGAAUGAAUGUGUUAUUUUUUUAUUUUUUAUUUGUUUCACAAAAAUCUGAUUUAAUGAAAAACGCUGCAUUAUGUUUACAGCACAGAGUCGUCAGCGGAUCAUAGCCCUCUGUGGAGACGAUGAAGAUGAGGUUAAGGUUUUAAUUGUCGGCUGCAUUGUGCUGUAUGCACAAGAUUCAAGAUUAGUGUCCAACGAGGCCUUCAUUUAUCCACGAUAAAUAAAUAAGAAGAAAACAAGUGAAACCUUUACGUAAUCAUCUUUUUUUUUUUAAUUUCAUGAAAACCAAAAAUACAUAGGACAUGUCAGGAAAGCAACGUUACUGCUACUCUAGUAGUGACUCUUUUCUGGACUGUGUUUAGUAUUUUCUGUUUUAUUUUGAAGUUACGUUCCUGGUGUGACUCCUGGUCUUUUUGCCCCUGUGUUCUUAUGGCUUUUCCUCCUUUUUUCCUGUUUUUGUUCACAUUUACACUUUUGAGUUUAUGUUUCUGAGUGGUUCUUUUUCCCUUUCGUGGAUGUCUUUGGUUCGUUUCUUGAGUUUUGUAAUCUUCCUUCUCUGCGUCCCUUCUUCCAUCUCCAAACGGGUUCAUUUCAGUCAUCCAAUCUCAAAACACUGACAGCAGUUUACGAGUCGCGAUGUGCCAAAUAUUCAGUAGAGACACAGGAAAAGAAAGAAUAGUCGGAUAAACAUUACCACGUGCUGUCUGUGUCCCUCUGUUACCCUCAGAAACAGAGCGUACUCCUGCUGAACAAGGAGCCCCUGUGUCUCCUCGAGUGACGGACUAUUUCAAAUAAACACACCCAUGACUGGGUGAGAAACACAUGUCUCGGUCGCCGCCCCCCUCUUGUCUGUCCAAACAAACCUGGACUGUCGUCGAUCCAUGGACUUGAACGCUCCACAUCCCGCUUCCCCCUCUGUGACCGUCAGCCUCUCAGAGGAAAGUGAGGAUUAAAAACAGCCUCACAUCUGUAGCGUGUGUGUGUAUGUGUAUGUGAGAAACAACAUUUUUUCAACGUGAGGCCAUUUUUGCACCACAAAAAAAAUCCACUUUUUUUAAAACCUGAGUCUUGUUUUUGUAGUUCUGUUCAUUCUCCCUGACAGUUGUGAUUCAUUUAUCUGGGGACACUGACUCAAACAGCUUCGCAGCCAGAGUGCACAUGGCAACAACACCAUAUUUAUGGAUCCAAACCAUUUUAAAGUGAGGACCUGUAACUUUUUGAAAGAAGGA